This is a messenger RNA of Eimeria tenella, 2448 nucleotides long. Its product is annotated as Gpi16 subunit, GPI transamidase domain-containing protein, putative. The transcript is spliced from 10 exons. NCBI's taxonomy places the organism in Eukaryota, Apicomplexa, Conoidasida, Eucoccidiorida, Eimeriidae. The record is from RefSeq and is a predicted model, not a curated record. Bases 1 to 2448 code for a protein of 815 amino acids. Gene Ontology annotation, cellular component: GPI-anchor transamidase complex. Gene Ontology annotation, biological process: attachment of GPI anchor to protein.
AUGAGCCGAGCUGCAGCCGCAGCAGCAGCUGCUGCUGCUGUCGCUGCAGCAAGACAGCCAGAGAAAUGUAGGCGACAACGCGCAGCACCAUCGUGGGAAGUGUUCCUGUUGCUGCUUUGCUGCUGCUGCUGCUUGUCCCUGCUGCAAGCCACAGACGCAGCGGCAGCAACUCCAGCAACAGCACAAGCAGCAGCAGAACCCGCACCUGAAGUCUACAGCGAAGUUGUCUUCACAGAGCCGCUGCGUUCCCGGGGCCUUUUUCUUGCGCACUUCGACCUGCGGCUGAGGUCCAGCAUUCCCGAUGGAGCUUACUCGGGGUCUGGGCUGCAUGCCCAUAUGUUCCCGCUGGAUCUCGCCCGGCUGCUCGGCACCCACCUGCUGCAGCAAGACAGCAACAGCCUGCGGCAGCAGCAGAAGCAGGAGCUGCCGCAUGCGUACUCAUUCAUUGACUUGUCUCUGACACAGGGAAGAUGGAAGGCAAACCUGUGGGGACCUGCAGCAGCAGCAGCAAAGCCUCCAGGGGCCUUUCUGCGGGCAGGGCUCUCACAGCAUCCUUCUUACCACCAGCAGAGGCUAUGGAGCCGUCUGACGCACACGCUGGCAUCAACGACAUGCAGCGCCUUAUCGCGCCUUGCAAGUGCAACAGAUGCAGUGGUAACACAAACAAGUGCUGCAGCAGCAGCAGCAGCAACAGACCAAGGAGAGGAGCAGCAGCAGCCGCAGGGCUACGCGCAGCGCAUGGCUUCUCUCCCUGAGGCAGCAAUCUGUUCGGACACGCACAACAACAUGUUGCGGCUGCUGCCGUGCAAGCAGCAGGCUGGGUUGUUGAUGGUUCUUCAUCCGUAUUCUCUCGCGAUAUCUCCCUACAAGUCUUACAGGCUUCGCAUCACACCAUUUGCUGCUCAGCAGCGGCAGCAACAGCAGCAAGUCGCGGAGCUGCGGCUUGAGCUCUCUGUGGUGCUUCGAUAUCCAGAUGAAGCAGACUUGAAAUUUUCGUUGGUGAAUCUGUUCAGUCAGGUGUACCUACACGUAUUUCCUAAACCGUUUGAACAGAAGGCGGACGAGCAGCAGCAGCAGCAGCACGAAGAGCAGCAGAAGGAAUCGCUGCUGGCGCAAAAUCCCCCAGCCUUCGGGCGCUGGAAUUGUGUUGCUGCAGGCAGCAGCAAGUGGCUGCUGCGCAUAUUUCAUGAAACAGACAGCAACAGCAGCAGCAGCAGCGAAGACAACAGCAGCAGGGCAAAUGAGCUGGUUCAGCAAGUCGCUUCAGCAGCAGGCUUCGCUACCUAUGAUGCUUUUGCGGUGGACGCGUCGUCAUCCCUUAUUGUGUUCGACUUGCGUCAGCAGCAGCAGCAACCGCAGCAGGAGCAGCAGGAGCAGCAGCAGCUAGAAAGCUUGCUAAGCUAUAGGUGGCGCCUUCCAGCGGAGGCGCCGGGCUUUUCAGUUUCCCGCGGACUUGUUGCGAAUGCCAUCAGGCCAGAAGCAGACAAGUUGCAUGGCAGGUUUAGGGUAAAGGGCUCCUACUGGGUCGUGUUUGAGAACAGUGGAGACAGCGCAGCUUCUGCUGCGUUUGUUGACCUGCUGCCGCGCAGCGUUUUGCCUCUGGUGGCUGCUGCCAAGCUGGUCAGGUACCCAGUGUACCAGGAAACGCAGCAGGACUACCAGCUGGAGCAGCAGCAGCAGCAGGAUUGCGAUUUGAGUUUGGAGGGUUCCGCAGCGGUCAACGCGUCCGGCUUGAAACUCCAGUCACCUGUGACCAGUGGUCCGACUGCAGAAGUUGCUGCAGUGGGAAGAUCAGCUUUAGCUGCUGACAUUACUGCUGCCGUUGCUGCUGGUGGGGCUCCGCGUGGGGGCAUGGACGACACGUGGCUGCCUCACUGGCUGCGGGUGCGCUCCAGCUUGCUGCCUGAAGGAUCUGCAGCAGCAGAAAAGCAGCAGGAGGGGGCUCAGCUGAUGUUGCCGUCGGCUGUACUGCGAGGCACUGUGCGUGUGCCGGCCCGCUGCAGCAUGCUGCUGUCACUGGGGCUGCAGCUAAUGUUGCAGCAGCCACAGCUGCUGCACUCGAACCCCCAAGGUGGCAGUGUAGUUGGAGGCGCCUUUGCCGCUGUUCCUAGGAAACUGGCGUUCGCCUGGCCUCCCCCUGCCGCUGUCUUGGGAAGCGCAGCAAACGCAUGCGCCGUCAAGCAAUCCCCACCGUGCAGCAUCCGGCCGCUGCCUGCAGGAGCAGGAGCAGCGGCAGAAAAUCAGGUGCAGCAAGCGCCGUUAGAGCCGUUUUUAGGAUUUAAAGAGGAUCUUGAGGAGAGGCAGUGGCAGUGGACAGCGACUGGAGGCACCCGACUUAAGCUACCGCUGCCAGAUUUCGAUAUGCCUUUCAACGUUAUCGCCGUCUCGGGCACAUCUUUAAUGAUUUUAUUUAGCGCGACAUUUAGGCUAGUCGUGCACAGAAGAUAA